AUGGCCUCGUUCGCUCUCUCCAUCUAUCUUGGCGCCUUUAUACAAUUGGCGUCAAGUCUGCAAGUUGCACCAAGCUCGGAAUGUGCGGCGCUUUGUUUAGACAACCCGGAGAGCGACUCUGCGAAUCCGGCCUCUUCUUCGACAAAUGCAACAGACAUCGUUUGUGGCGACUCCGACUAUGCCGAUACAAGUAAAGGAAUCAAGUUCAAAAAUUGUAUAGAUUGUCUUCAAUCCAGCUCGGCGUCGGAGUAUGACGAGAGUGACAGUGCCUGGUUUUUAUAUAACCUAAGAUACUCUGUGGAUGUUUGCCUAUUUGGCUUCCCAAACACAACAAAAGCUAUUUCAUCGCCAUGUAGCACCAACUACGCCUGUCAACCGCUGCAGAUAGCUUUGGAAACAGAACUGGUCAACCCGAGCAAUGGCACCGAGUUCGACUACUGUGACGCAGAUGGAGGCCGAUUCAACGGAUCGGCUGUCGAUUCGUGUGUACAAUGUCUCCAAGCUAGUGACGACCAGGAGUACAUGGCGAAUUUUGUCACCGCUUUACGUGCAGGAUGCGAACAACGCCCGCAACCGGGAGCACUGAUCGGCCUGAGUGGUUCACUUUUUACAGAGCAUUUGGUGAAUAUUACGACACCGCCGACCAACGAAACGGCCCGCAGCGACAAUUCUUCGACCACAGGAAUGACGACUGGCGCAAUUGUCGGGAUCGCGGUAGGCGCGGCACUAUUAUUCCUAGGGGGCACAGCACUGUUCUGGAUUUACUACCGCAAACAAAAAAUAUUCUACGAGUCUGAUUACAUUUCUAACUACGAUCCCCGUGGUGGUUGCUCAUCUGUGACACCGCCUUUGGACGGCGCAUACACCGCUUUCGACAGCAAACCUGGCUCUGUCAUGAGCCAGUACGAGUUGAGAGCCCAAGCUGCGUAUACGAACCACUCAGACGAAUAUGACGAACUAGAGAAAGACGUAGCCACUCGGCAGCCGAACUACCAUUUUGACCCAAACCAGAUCAUGCGAGGACCGAACAGUGCAUUGCCCGUCCACCCGGCAUACGUGCCGCGUGCUAUGAGUCGCGGGGGGGUCCGGGAGCUGUCACCUGAGCCAUCUGUGCCUGUGAAGUCGAACAAGCCAGAUGAUUACGCUCUGAGUGCAUAUAUGAAUGCGUCGCGAGCAUCUAGACCCCCUUCUGUUCAGGUUCCAACCCUAGCGCCUGCAUUGCCAACGUCCAUUCCUGCAUAUAAUCCAGCCUUGAUGUUGCCCACAAUGGCAGCUCGUGGAGACUCAUACCAGAAUGUAUAUCGCAAUACUUGGCGAGAGUCACAACAACCAGCGCUACCUUGCCCGCCUCCACCAGCACUAAGUCGAGGCCCAUCACAAAACAGAGGGGUAGGACAAACCGUUCUGCCUGGUCCACCACCUCCACCGCCACCGCGCGCACCUAGACUGACUCUCCCGACCGUUUCGAAGUUACGAGGUGCAAAGAAAUAUCAGCCGCCUUUGAUCGUGGUCGAGGAUGCGACACCGACAGCUGGACCUGGGGAAUCGGUACCCAUUGGGUUGGAGAUUAGUAACCCAUUACCCCAGCACAGGCAACGAUUUGCCAACGAAUCGACGGCUAGAGUUGAUCCUCAACCAUCACACCAGCGCAUGCCCUUGACUCAGCAAUUUCCCGGUCACAUACGAAAACAGUCAGCCGUAGAUCGGCGCGAGACACAAUUGGAUGACUUCAUAACGAUACACACGGGCAAAAGCACAAUGUUUGGAUGA
Truncatella angustata is the source of this 1770-nucleotide messenger RNA. RefSeq lists its product as uncharacterized. The record is from RefSeq and is a predicted model, not a curated record. Lineage: Eukaryota; Fungi; Ascomycota; Sordariomycetes; Amphisphaeriales; Sporocadaceae. Bases 1 to 1770 code for a protein of 589 amino acids. The transcript has 3 exons.